CGGCGUGUCCUGCGCCUGGGCCAUGGAGCUGGGCGCUGCGCGUCUUGCGCUCCUGAGCUGCCUGGGCCUGGUGCUGCUGCUCCGGGGCGGGGCCCGCGCGCCCGCCAGUGGCAACCAUGAGUGGAAAAAGCUGAUUUUGGUUCAGCACUGGCCCACAACAGUGUGUGAGGAGAGUAACGACUGCAGAGAGCCCCCAGACUACUGGACCAUCCACGGACUGUGGCCUGACAAAGAAGCGGAAUGUAACCGCUCGUGGCACUUCAACCUGGAUGAGGUUAAGGACCUGCUUGGUGAGAUGAAGAUGUACUGGCCCGACGUCCUGCAUGCCUCCCCCAACCGCAGCCAGUUCUGGAAGCAUGAGUGGGAGAAGCAUGGGACCUGUGCUGCACAGCUGCCGGUCCUCAACUCCCAGCGAAAGUACUUUGGGACCAGCCUGGCCCUGUACCAUCAGCUUGACCUCAACAGCAAGCUCCUGAAGCUGGGAAUCAAGCCAUCUACCAACUACUACCACCUUGCAGACUUCAGAGAUGCCCUCACCAGGGUGUACGGCGUGGUCCCCAAAAUCCAGUGCCUUCCACCAGAGCAGGACGAGAAGGUGCAGACCCUGGGCCAGAUCGAGCUGUGCUACACCAAGGAGGACCUGCGGCUGCGCAACUGCACGGAGCCCGGGGAUCCCCCGCCCACCUGGCCAAGACCCCCAAGGGCGGCUGCGCGGGGGCUCUCAGUCUGUGAAUUCGGCCCCAUCUUCUACCCCCCACCCAAAAAGGCCCUGCGUUGAUGCCCGCUGCUUGGAAACAUCUGAAGAGAAAUGCCCGCUGUGCUGCUAAGCCCUCUCCCCUCCCGCUCAUGCUGACGCGCCUUGCCAGUCCUCUUCCUUCCUGGUGGCACCCUGAGUCGGCCCAGCUGGUGGCCUGGGUGGGCCCGGCUGCAGCCUAGGAGGGGUGUUGGACGCCUCUGCUCUCCUUGCUGGGGCAGACUGCCUGGCUUCCGUAGAGACCCCUGCGGGUGUGGCUGGCAGGUUGGGCCUGCUGGACCUCCCCUCUUCCCCAGCAGGACACAGCCAGUCCGGGCUCCAUGCAGCACACCAGCCCUGUCCCAACACUUGCUGAGCCCUGAGCUGCUACUUCCUUCCGGGUGCACGGUGGCCUGGCGAGG
Molecule: messenger RNA, 1155 nt
Organism: Ochotona princeps (American pika)
Lineage: Eukaryota; Metazoa; Chordata; Mammalia; Lagomorpha; Ochotonidae
Gene: RNASET2
Product: ribonuclease T2
Exons: 9
Coding region: 23-778 (251 amino acids)
Biological process (GO): RNA catabolic process
Cellular component (GO): extracellular region
Molecular function (GO): RNA binding; ribonuclease T2 activity
Source: RefSeq, a predicted model, not a curated record